Molecule: messenger RNA, 849 nt
Organism: Cutaneotrichosporon oleaginosum
Lineage: Eukaryota; Fungi; Basidiomycota; Tremellomycetes; Trichosporonales; Trichosporonaceae
Cellular component (GO): membrane
Source: RefSeq, a predicted model, not a curated record
GACUACUCUUUCCAUCUUCAACGUUGCAACGGGCUAGAGUUGCUGCUCUUGCGCCCUCGCACUCUGAGCAUCAUGCACCUCAGGCGAACAAGAUUGGUGUUUAUCUUCGUGGCACUUGCGCUCUUGGCUCUGGUAUCAGCCUCACCUCCUCACCAACCUGCCUCCCCUCUCGCUCCCAGAAAGAAGCCAUACGUCGCGCAACCGGCCGAGGGAUAUGAGUGCACGCCUUUUGGCGUUUGCGAGGCAUGUCCCGAGGACGAGCGGCAUCAACCGUUCUGCCAGCCUUUCGGCAAUCGGCGCCUGCUGCACUGCAAGAAGGCCGGGGGAGAGGACAAGGGCGUGACGCCCGCUUGGGAGGCGUGCGGGAAGGUCAUCAAGAAAGAGCAACGCGACUUCUACGAGUUUGUCACGGCGAACGUAUUGCUUCUCAUGGUGUGCCUUACAAUCUUUGCGGUGCGGACGAGCGCGCUCGCAACGCAGCAGUACCGCCAGCUUGCGGCACGCAUCGGUAUCCCGAGCGGAGCGUGGAGGACAUAGCGCGAUCCGACAUGAGCGUGGGUGAAGGUGAACACGGGCGUUGAGACGUCAUGAUCGGGCCCUUGCGCGGGUUUGUGCGAGCGCACUCCGAUGACACGCUCAUGCAAACGCCGUCCACCAUACCUGACACGUCAGCUUGGCAGCUACGCGACGCAAUAUGCUGGCGACCGCUGGCAUUGGGAGGACAAGCCCGACCUCAGAUGGCCGCAGCCUAGAGCGACCGAUCUUGAACUACACACGCCGUUUAUUCUCCUAAGUGUGCGGAGCAAUGUUCCCGUCAAUGUUGUAUGCAUGUAACAAUUCUGAUCAAGC